AUAGAACUAGGAAGUAGAUUAAGUAUUCAAUACAAAAAGUCAUCCAUGUUGGAUUUAGAGUCCCAUCUGUCCAUGUGACCAAGAUAACAAUGGAUCCUAGGUACAGUGCCCAGGAUAUCCUACGCUGUGACCUGUGUGAGACUGCUUUGGUUCAAAGUCAUUGUGAACUUUGUCACAUUAACUUGUGCAAGGCUUGCGUUGGGGACCACCUCUCUGAUCCAUCAAAGAAUCAUAGAGUCGUGCCAUACAAAGCACAGACCUCAACACCAAACUAUCCAAAAUGUCUAAACCAUGCUUCGAAGCUGUGUGAGCUUUUCUGUGAGAGAUGUGACAUUUCUGUUUGUACUACCUGCGUCUCCUCUGAGAAACAUCAUGGACAUGCAUUUACAGAUAUUCUACAAAAACUUAGCUCAAAAACAAAAGAAAUUGAAAACGAUUUGAAAGAAUUAGAGAAAAGAAUAUAUCCACGAUACGAAGAAAUUCAUUCCGAGAUAAAAAUUGAGCAAGUCAACUCAGCAGAACAUUACGAGAAACUGACAACAGCCCUCACCAGUCAUGGAGAAGAAUGGCAUAGAGAAAUUGACGUUAUUGUCAACAAACUAAGGUCUGUAAUUUCAGAUAUGAAAAAUAAACACCUAGCUGCCUUAAAUCAACAGGAAAAAGAACUCACACUGAAUAUUUCUGAAAUGCAAAAGAACAUUCUUGAAAUGAAAAACGCUCUUGAAGACAAAGAUAUUUCUUUUAUAUUUUCCUCGUUCAAAGUCAGAAUUGCUGAAUUAAGAAUAUUUCCUCCGAAGCUUAAAUUUUCAUUGCCUACAUUUUCUCCUCAACCGAUCAACAAAGAAAACAUUUCUCAACAAUUUGGAUUUUUAACAAAUUUAACAAUGACAACUGAAAAACAUGGUUACGCAAUAAAGACAUCAGAAGCUCUAGGUUCUCCAAACACAUCCUUGCUUGCUGUGCCAGAGCUAAUUACCACAAUAGUCACUGGAAAUAAAUAUCCGCAAUGCAGUGUUACAUGUCUCAACGACAAAGAAAUAUGGACAAGUGGAAAGGCAAUAACCAUGAAACUCUACAACCAUAAAGGAAAAUUAAUAAAGGAAAUCCAAUCCGAGCUUAGGGCAUACCAACACGACAUAGCAGUGACAAGGAGUGGGGAUUUAGUAUAUACCGAACCUUAUACAAGAACUGUAAAUAGAGUAAAGAAUGAACAAAUACAGGAAGUAAUUAGAUUGCAACAUUGGAUACCUUACAACAUUUGCAGUACCAUUUCUGAUGAUCUUCUUUUAACUAUGGACAGUGAUAAUGGAAAACAAUCAAAGGUUGUGAGAUACUCUGGUUCUACAGAGAUACAAAGCAUUCAGUUUGAUGACGAAGGUAGACCGCUUUACUCGUCUCAUUACCUUAAACACAUAAAUGAAAAUAGAAACCUAGAUAUUUGUGUAGCUGAUAAAGAUGCUCAUUCAGUGGUAGUGGUUAGUCAUGGAGGAAAGUUCCUGUUUAGAUACACUGGUCAUUCUAACAUCGCCUCUGGAUCAUUUAAUCCAUAUGGCAUAACAACAGACAGUCAAUGUCAAAUACUUACAACAGACGCUGACAGUAAUCUCAUCCAUAUCCUAGAUCAAGAUGGACAGUUCCUCCGUUACAUUGAAAAUUGUGAUUUUUGCAAUCCAUGGGGUUUAUGUGUGGACUCUAAAGACAACCUUUUUGUGACUGAGUGCUUCAGUGGUAAAGUUAAAAAGAUCAGAUAUAUGAACAAAAUGCUUUAA
Molecule: messenger RNA, 1769 nt
Organism: Saccostrea cuccullata (small rock oyster)
Lineage: Eukaryota; Metazoa; Mollusca; Bivalvia; Ostreida; Ostreidae
Exons: 2
Coding region: 90-1769 (559 amino acids)
Biological process (GO): protein polyubiquitination; proteasome-mediated ubiquitin-dependent protein catabolic process; negative regulation of translation
Molecular function (GO): ubiquitin protein ligase activity; translation repressor activity; zinc ion binding
Source: RefSeq, a predicted model, not a curated record